This is a messenger RNA of Lentinula edodes (shiitake mushroom), 774 nucleotides long. RefSeq lists its product as uncharacterized. Lineage: Eukaryota; Fungi; Basidiomycota; Agaricomycetes; Agaricales; Omphalotaceae. Gene Ontology annotation, biological process: regulation of DNA-templated transcription. The record is from RefSeq and is a predicted model, not a curated record. Gene Ontology annotation, molecular function: DNA-binding transcription factor activity, RNA polymerase II-specific; zinc ion binding. The transcript is spliced from 3 exons. The coding region runs from base 1 to 774 and encodes 257 amino acids.
AUGCCUUCUCGUCAACAAAGCCCUACUUCUUCAGCUACUUCAGGCUCUUCCAGCAAAAAAGCAGGCCACCAGAGGAAUCCUAUGGCCUGUACCAAUUGUCGCGCUAGAAAGAUAAAGUGCGAUUCGAACAAGCGUUACCCUGACCAUCCUUGUCAGCGAUGUGUCAAUAGAAAAUUGGUCUGUGAGUAUGUGGCCAUCGCCCACACUCCUUCCAACGAUACGAGAAGUCGUUCCGGGUCUUUCGGUUCCGCAGUCUAUCCUUCCCCUUUACUUCACGAUUCCAACGGGAAAUCGCAUGCUAUAAACCAUUCUCCUCACAUGCAAACCAGAUACUCACCUCUCUCAACCUCCCUCCAUUCACGGAGUUCGUCACGGUCCGAUCCAUACGCCACUUCGUUUGAUGCUUCCCAAUAUCCCUCUUCGAAUAGUUCCUACUCCGAUUCAUCGUCGGGCGUGGAGAGCCAUCUUUCUUCGCCUUUAUACGGCUUAUACAGCUCCUCAACUAAUUAUGGCGACUCCAUGAUGCAUACUGGGUCCCACAUGAACCAGAUGCCCAACAUUGCCAUGUCUUCUACGCCACAAUAUGGCCAUUUCAGCUCCGGAAUGCCGGGGAUGGUGUUGAACCCACUACCUGACCAAAAUCAUUACUUCAAUCGAGAUCCAAGCUAUGCUGACUGGAACAUGGCUUCAAACGCUUCUCAGGGGCAUUACGGCGCGGGGGAAUGUCUAUGCCCAGGAAUGCAGUGCACAUGCGGAAAUCGCAGGUACUAUUAA